CUCCGUUUGUUAUUUCCUAGUUUUGGUUGUAGCCUGCUUCCCCUGUCUGCGUUCGUGUACUUGUAUCUUUGGUUCAUCAUGUAUCCCCGUAAUCUCAAUGUCCCUGGACUGCUAUAACAACUCUGAAUUUGGAUUUACACCUAAUAAAUCUCGCUCUUCUCCGCAGACGCGUCCGCCUCCUUACCGCUCAACGUUACAAUUGCGUCUGAUUAAACUGUUCAGAGGAUCAUGGGAGUUGGAGUCCGUGUGGAAGAAACAGGAGUUGAAUCUGCUGUGGUUAAACAUCGACUGAUUGGUGGAAAACCUUGUGGCAACAAUGAACGCCGCCAUCAAGUGUGGGUUUUUCAAGUGACACAUUCAGAAAAAAGUUUCUGUGGAGGAACUCUGAUCGACAAGAACUGGGUGUUGACUGCAGCACACUGCUAUAAUAAGUCAGUGAUCGGAAGUGUUGAAGUCUGGGCAGGUGUUCAUCCAAAGAGAGCAUACCAAAAGUUUAACAUUCAGGCAGGUGACAUCCAUAAAUAUGAUGUAACUGAGAGAACAGGUGACAUCAUGCUGCUCAAACUUCCUGGACCUGUAAGUGGAAUCACUCCUGCUAAGCUUCCUGACUCCUCCUGUCAGACUCCUGUUAAUGGAGAGCAGCUGCAGAUCGCUGGUCACGGAUCUACUGUUAACCGAACUGGUCUGCUUGUACUGCACUCUGAGCUGUAG
This is a messenger RNA of Electrophorus electricus (electric eel), 711 nucleotides long. NCBI's taxonomy places the organism in Eukaryota, Metazoa, Chordata, Actinopteri, Gymnotiformes, Gymnotidae. The record is from RefSeq and is a predicted model, not a curated record.